Messenger RNA from Megalops cyprinoides (Indo-Pacific tarpon), 3807 nucleotides. RefSeq names its product oxysterol binding protein. Gene Ontology annotation, cellular component: cytosol; intracellular membrane-bounded organelle; membrane. Bases 334 to 2622 code for a protein of 762 amino acids. NCBI's taxonomy places the organism in Eukaryota, Metazoa, Chordata, Actinopteri, Elopiformes, Megalopidae. Gene Ontology annotation, molecular function: sterol binding. The transcript has 16 exons. The record is from RefSeq and is a predicted model, not a curated record.
GUCGGAGAGGUAGGCGGAGGUGCGAUUCGCUUAGCUAUGUUAGGGGUUACAUACAUUUUAAAGCUUAUAUUGGUUAUCUAAUUAUAUCACAUAAUUAAGGAUAGACCCGGCGUUUCCGAUUAUGCUGUGUUGACAUACUGUAUGAACAUGCACUGUGGAUUUCACAUCGGAUGUUUUCGAAGUGUACACUGGCAGCUAGUUAGCCAACGUUUAAAAUGACAGUCGGAAAGUACUGGGAGUUUUUGGGGCUUUGCUGUUUGAAAUCACGUCAUUUUCCUGUGUCGCAGUAAGGUCAGGCCCCGAGUUUGAAGUGUGAAGCCAGGGGCUAUAGUUAUGUCGGAGCCGAAGGCCCCCACUCCGACACAGGGAGACACGUACAAAGGAUGGCUCUUUAAAUGGACUAAUUACAUCAAGGGCUACCAGCGACGAUGGUUCGUCCUGAGCAACGGUCUGCUGUCCUACUACAGGACCCAGGCAGAGAUGGGGCACACAUGCCGAGGCACCAUCAACCUGGCGACGGCGAACAUCGCGGUGGAGGACUCGUGCAACUUCGUCAUCUCCAACGGCGGUGCGCAGACGUACCACCUGAAGGCCAGCUCGGAGGUGGAGCGGCAGCGCUGGAUCACCGCCCUGGAGCUGGCCAAGGCUAAGGCCGUGCGCAUGCAGGCCGAGUCAGAUGAUUCAGGGGACGACUGCUCCACUUCCUCUUCCCCUCCCGCGGGACAGGGUGGGAGUAACCGAAAUUCGGAGGUGCAGUCCACCCUGCGCACCCUGGGCAGCAAGGUGGAAGACCUGAGCACCUGCAACGACCUGAUCGCUAAGCAUGGCUCCGCCCUGCAGAGGUCUCUGUCGGAGCUGGAGGGAGUGCGGCUCGGGGGCGAGACAGGGGACAAGAUUCGGCAGGUGACGGAGAGGGCCACACUGUUCCGCAUCACCUCCAACGCCAUGAUCAACGCGUGUCGGGACUUCCUGGCUCUGGCCCAGGCGCACAGUAAGCGCUGGCAGAAGGCCCUGCAGGCGGAGCGGGAGCAGAGGGUGCGGCUGGAGGAGACGCUGGAGCAGCUGGCCAAGCAGCACAACCACCUGGAGCGGGCCUUCAGGGGGGCCACCGUGCUGCCCGCCUCGCAGACCAGCCCCAGCCGGGAGAGCAAGGGCUCAGUGUCGGGGAAAGGGGACCUGAGUGAUGAGGAUGAUGAAAUCGAGUUUUUCGAUGCCAUGGAGGAUGUGGCUGAGUUUAUCACUGUACCCGCAGACCCCAAGUACCACAAGAGAUCAGGCAGCAAUAUCAGUGGUAUCAGCAGUGAGAUUGGAAUGGACGACCAGUCGCUUGACGAGCAGUCCCUGGCAUCCAAUCCGGAGUCUCCCCAGCCUCAGGAGGUGGAGCCUGUGAGGAAGAGGCGGACCCGCAUACCCGAUAAGCCCAACUAUUCGCUGAAUCUGUGGAGCAUCAUGAAGAACUGCAUCGGCAAAGAGCUCUCCAAGAUCCCCAUGCCUGUGAACUUUAACGAGCCCCUGUCCAUGCUGCAGCGGCUGUCUGAGGACCUGGAGUACUCCGAGCUGCUGGACAAGGCGGCCAAGUGCCAGAGCUCCCUGGAGCAGCUGUGCUACGUGGCGGCCUUCACCGUGUCGUCCUACUCAACCACUGUGCACCGCACCGGCAAGCCCUUCAACCCCCUGCUGGGGGAGACCUUUGAGCUGGACCGCCUGAGAGAGAGCGGCUACCGCUCCCUCUGCGAGCAGGUGAGCCACCACCCCCCCGCGGCCGCGCAUCAUGCGAUCUCCGAGAGAGGCUGGACCCUGAGGCAGGAGAUCGCCCUUGCCAGCAAAUUCAGGGGCAAAUACCUGUCCAUCAUGCCCCUGGGUUCAAUCCACUGUAUAUUUGAGAAGAGUAACAAUCACUACUCCUGGAAGAAAGUCACCACCACUGUUCACAACAUCAUUGUGGGGAAACUCUGGAUUGACCAGUCCGGGGAGAUCGACGUGGUGAAUCACCGCACCGGGGACCGCUGUCACCUCAAGUUCGCCCCCUACAGCUACUUCUCCAGAGACGUGGCCAGGAAGGUGACAGGCGUGGUGACGGAUAAGGACGGGAAGGCGCACUUCGUGCUGUCGGGGACGUGGGACGAGAGGAUGGAGUUCUCCCGCGUGAUGCAAAGCAGCCGGGGGGGGGAGAACGGCACCGAGGGCAAACAGAAGACUGUGUACCAGACACUGCGGGCCAGGGAGCUGUGGAAGAAGAACCCGCUCCCAGAGGGCGCUGAGAACAUGUACUACUUCUCCUCUCUGGCCCUGACGCUGAACGAGUCGGAGGAGGGCGUGGCUCCCACCGACAGCCGGUGGCGGCCGGACCAGCGUCUGAUGGAGGAGGGCCGCUGGGAGGAGGCCAACGCCGAGAAGCAGCGGCUGGAGGAGAAACAGCGCAGCGCCCGCCGAGAGCGGGAGAGGGAGGCGGCCCGCACCGCCAACUCCGCCGACGAGGGCACCCACCAGGACAACUACAAGGCGCUGUGGUUCGACCGCUUCGAGGACCCUGUCACCGGCGAGGUCACGCACAUCUACAGGGGAGGAUACUGGGAGGCCAAGGAGCAGGGCAGCUGGGAUGCCUGCCCCGACAUAUUCUGAGCCCGUCGGCCUGCCCGCGGACGGAAGCACCCCAGACGAGCCGCUAGCUGCCGUCGCCGUGAAGGGGCCGUGCGACAGGGCGACUGUCCCCUCGUAUUCUCACUAAUCACCCCCCUUUCAGCAUCCUGCUGCCCUCCUCUUCCAGCUGUGUGGCUGAGGGUGGGUGCAACCAACUGAGAAAGGGGGCGGGGGGGGGUCUUCCUUAAAGCGUUCAUCCAUUUUUAGACAGCGUCUCAUCCCCCCCCGCCUCUCCUUGAUUAAUAACCCGGUCCCAGCAGUUCUCUCUCCCCCUGCUUUCCUCUGUACUGGGUUUAGUUAAGUCAGAUUAAGCCUGAUUAUGAAAUACUAGCAAUUUAACACUGUUUGAACAGAGAGGUUUGACGUGAUUGCUCUCGUACCCCCCCCACCCCCCCCUAUCACACUAACCCCUGUGGGGUGCCCCUGGCCCCUGCACACCCCUCUCCCUCUUCCGUGGGGUGGCCUGGGGGUUCACAUUAAGGGAAAAGGGGGCACAGUGAUAACCAGGGGAGGGAAGGGUAAGCUUUUACUGUUUCACAGAUGCUGUGCUGGAAUGAGUGUGUGAGUGCUCUCUGUCUGUCUGUCUCUGUCUGUCUGUCUGAUGACCCCCAUAAUGCACCACAUACAGUUUUAGCAGGUAUUUAGAACAUGUAGAGUUUUUUUUCUUAUUACAUGGUUCUAGGAUAUGCAAAGAUUUUUUUUUUUACAUAUUAUUGCUUGGUUCUAGAACAUGCACAAAUCCAGAUGAUCUUGACAUCCUGUUCUAGAGUGAGCACAGUUCUACAGCUUCUUGCAGUUCUGUUCUAGAACAUGCACACUUCUGGCAGAUAUUAACAUGUGGUUCUAGUGGAGCUGCUAGCCAGCUUCAGGCAGUAUCAGCGUAAGUGUUACCGCCAGGUCCCUGGUCCUGGGUGUGCUCUGGGUGUGUUCCUCAGGGAGCCACUCCAGAGCCCGGUGGCUGAGGCCCAGGCCGUAGUGGGGUACUCAGCACUUUGAAGUGGCAUUCUCACCUCAGACGCAGUAUUCCGCUCAGGAGUGAGUCUCGGAACGGUUGGCGUGGCGACCGUGGAUAUGCACCUUCCGAACCAGGUCGGGAUAAGUGACCUGAAAUCUUUUCACUUGCAGUCAUGCACAAGGCAUGCCUUUUGGGAGGGGGAACUAUUAACA